This is a messenger RNA of Homalodisca vitripennis (glassy-winged sharpshooter), 1292 nucleotides long. Its product is annotated as carbohydrate sulfotransferase 11-like. Gene Ontology annotation, molecular function: sulfotransferase activity. Gene Ontology annotation, biological process: carbohydrate biosynthetic process. The coding region runs from base 252 to 905 and encodes 217 amino acids. The transcript is spliced from 4 exons. The record is from RefSeq and is a predicted model, not a curated record. Gene Ontology annotation, cellular component: membrane. NCBI's taxonomy places the organism in Eukaryota, Metazoa, Arthropoda, Insecta, Hemiptera, Cicadellidae.
GGGAGUUUGUCAUUGACGCUCACCACAACUUGAAUAAUUGUACGAUUUAAAUUGUUUAUCAGGUCCAAGUGAAAGAGGUGUACAACUGGAGUCUUGUGGAGAAAGAGCUAAGUGAUCGCCAGAACACAUUACAAGAGGCAUGUCUCAACGCGCCCAGACCAAGACCUCUACCAAACGCAUGGGAGUUUGUCAUUGACGCUCAUCACAACAUUAUCUGGUGUAACGUGUUCAAGGCAGCCAGCUCUUCAUGGAUGUACAAUUUCAACCUGUUAGGUGGGUUUGCAGAAAACUUCCUCAGAGUGUCGCAGAAGAACCCAAUAACCCUACUGCGCUCACGUUUCCCUCGUCCUUCUGUCUCGCAACUCCUCAACGCAUUGCCGGCUUCUUUGUCAUUUCUUAUCGCCCGUGACCCUCUUCACCGUCUCCUUUCAGCAUAUCGCAACAAAGUUGAACACGUGCAUUCCCACUACUACAAGAGGCUUGCGAGGGCCAUCAUAGUGCGCUACAGAGGAAAGCCCCCAAAAGACGAACACAUGGGACCAACUUUUGAGGAGUUUGUGCGUUACGUCACUGAGAGUCGAGUGCGCGCUGAUGAACACUGGGCCCCAAUCUACCAGUUCUGUACACCUUGUUCCGUUAACUUCUCCAUAAUCGCUAAGAUGGAAACACUGGCCCGUGAUCAGCAGUACAUCAUAGAACGAGCCGGCAUCUCUGACAUCCUUACUCCAGCCAGGAUGAAGGCACAGAACCAGGUGCGUGUGGGGCUCCACACAGCUGACCUGGUGACCAAGUACUACUCCCGCCUCAGCAGAGAACUGAUCCACCGUCUGGUCACCAUGUACGCUAUGGACUUCGAGAUGUUUGGUUACAACUCGUCUCAGUAUUAUGAUAUGGUCCUCUUUUAAGGUUCUAACAAUUACGUAUUAUCUUUCCCACUCUACAAAGCAAAAACAAAAUCCAUAUUAAGCAAUAAAAUAUUAUUUGAGGAAAACUCAAUUUCAAGAGUAUAUAAAUAAUUAUACUGCAAAAAAUAUAUAUAUUUUAAAUGUAUUAUUAUAAUUAAUAUGUUCCUAAAAGUAUUGCUGAACUAUAAACACGCGUUUAAAAUUAGGAUAUUAAAACAUUUGUAGUUUAGUAAAAUGCUCAAUUUUCUGCUCAGCAUUUGGUACAAACUAAUUAAAUUAAAUUAUUAUGUUCUAAAUAUAGAACCAAAUACAGAAUAAAAAUCUCGCAAUAAAAAAUAUGCAAUAAUAUAAUGCCAAAGCACUCUAGGGUAAAUUUUUACAUUUUGU